Messenger RNA from Oenanthe melanoleuca, 1287 nucleotides. It is a transcript of the gene SIRT3, whose product is annotated as sirtuin 3. The coding region runs from base 87 to 1127 and encodes 346 amino acids. NCBI's taxonomy places the organism in Eukaryota, Metazoa, Chordata, Aves, Passeriformes, Muscicapidae. Gene Ontology annotation, molecular function: NAD+ binding; histone deacetylase activity, NAD-dependent. The transcript has 8 exons. The record is from RefSeq and is a predicted model, not a curated record.
CGCCGCCGGAGGGGCGGCGGGAGCGGUGAGCGGCGGCGGGCGGCGGGAGCGCGGGCGCGCGCGCUCGCGGCAGUGCGGUAGCGGCCAUGGAGCGCGGGGCGCGGGCGCUGCUGGCGGCCGCCUGGAGGAGCCUGUGGGAGCGCGGGCCCGGCCACGGCCCCCGGUGCGGCGGGGAUGGGAAGGGGCUGGCCGGCGGCGGAGCCGGGAGGAUCCAAGGCUCCAGGUCCUUCUGUCUGAGCGCAGCUGCCAGAGCCCUUUGGGACAGGUGGGGAGGUGACAAGGACAGGCAGCAGCUCACCUUGAAGGACGUGGCCGAGCUGCUCCGGAAGAAGGAAUGUCGGCGCGUGGUGGUGAUGGCCGGCGCCGGGAUCAGCACGCCCAGCGGCAUCCCGGACUUCAGGUCCCCUGGGAGUGGCCUGUACAGCAACCUGGAGCAGUACGACCUCCCCUACCCCGAGGCCAUCUUUGAGCUGGGGUAUUUCUUUGUCAACCCCAAGCCCUUCUUCACCCUGGCCAAGGAGCUCUAUCCCGGCAGCUACCGCCCCAACCCCGCCCACUAUUUCCUCCGGCUGCUGCACGACAAGGGGCUGCUGCUGCGCCUCUACACCCAGAACAUCGACGGGCUGGAGAGAGCGGCUGGGAUACCUCCUGACAGGCUGGUGGAAGCCCAUGGCACCUUUGCCACUGCCACCUGUACGGUGUGUCGGAGGAACUUCCCUGGAGAGGACUUCAGGGGAGAUGUCAUGGGGGACAGGAUCCCUCGCUGCCCUGUCUGCACCGGAGUCGUCAAGCCUGACAUCGUGUUCUUCGGCGAGGAGCUCCCACAGCGCUUCCUCCUGCACCUCACAGACUUCCCCAUGGCAGACCUGCUCUUCGUCAUCGGGACAUCCCUCGAGGUGGAGCCCUUUGCCAGCCUGGCCGGGGCCGUGCGCAGCUCCGUGCCCCGCGUGCUCAUCAACCGGGAGCUGGUGGGGCCCUUCGCCUGGCAGCGGCGCCACAACGACGUGGCACAGCUCGGGGACGUGGUCGGCGGCGUCGAGAAGCUGGUGGAGCUGCUGGGCUGGAAGGAGGAGAUGCAAAAGCUGAUCCAGAGGGAAAAAGAGAAGCUGGAUGCCAAGGACAAGUAGGAAGGUGCUCUUGUCACCCCUCAGGACAUCACUUGAGGACAUCCAGCCAUGAGUGUCACCAGCAAGUGUCCAAGGGCCUGGGGGCUCUUGCCAGCACAUUUGAUGAGCUCCAUGUCUGUAGCUGGCUGUUUGGAUCUCCCUCCUUCCAAUCCAUCCAUCC